Messenger RNA from Spinacia oleracea (spinach), 2918 nucleotides. RefSeq names its product pentatricopeptide repeat-containing protein At1g20230. NCBI's taxonomy places the organism in Eukaryota, Viridiplantae, Streptophyta, Magnoliopsida, Caryophyllales, Amaranthaceae. Gene Ontology annotation, molecular function: protein binding; zinc ion binding; RNA binding. Gene Ontology annotation, biological process: RNA modification. The coding region runs from base 630 to 2696 and encodes 688 amino acids. The record is from RefSeq and is a predicted model, not a curated record. The transcript has 2 exons.
ACAAAAAAUGAUAGUAUAAUAAGUUUAUAAAAGGAAAGAUUCUCUCACGUAAUAAACAUUGUGAAACACUCUAAUAGGAAUACGUAACAAACAAAAAGAAACAGAGGGAGUACCUUUUACCAGAUUUCUUUUUGGGUAAAUAUACUCAUUUAAAACACGAUUAUUAUUUCUUAUAUAAGGAGCUGUAGAUGCAUACUCUGUGUCGAUGUAACCCUAACGAAGUACUUCCUCCGUUCCACAAUAGAUGUAUCAUUUCUCAUUUGCGCACUAUUCAUCAAUCAAUUUUAACAACAUUUCUUUCACUGUUGUGUACUCCAUAAGAAAAAAUAUAGUCAAGUGAGAUCCUGUUAAAUUCGUAUUAAUGCAAAGAUUUCAAAUAUCAACUUUUUAUAAUUUUUAUUUACACGCUUUUAGAGGUAUUAAUGUUUAAAUAAGCGCAUUGACAUACGUGCAAUGAGAAAUGAUGGCAUCUAUUGUGGAACGGAAGAAGUAUUAGAAAGUACUCCCUCGCUUAUUCACUUUAGGUAAAGUCGUUAAUUUCAGUUAAGAGCUAAAACCGUUUUUCAAAUUAUACGCCCGCCAUAACCAUCUGCUACUCGAUCUGCUACCUCAAUAUCUGGAAUCAAACCAUGCGUUUCAAGUUACCCAGUAACAUCUCACCCCAACUCGGAGAAAACCUCCUUAAACCCAUUCUAAACUCGGGCGAUUUAACUCGUGCACGCCAACUGUUCGACAAAAUUCCUGAACCAAAUCUACAUUCUUGGACAAACUUGAUUUCUGCAUACACAAAGCAAGGUCUUCCAAACGAAGCAAUCAAUCUGUAUUCUCUAUUCAGGAAGAAGAACGACAUUCAUCUUCCUCCUGAUAGGAUACUCCUUCUAUCAGUUAUCAAAGCUUGUGCUGCAUUUGCUGAUCUUACAAAAGCGAAAGAGAUUCAUGAAGAUGCAGUUACAUAUCGAUUUGUAUCUGAUCUUAAUGUGGGGAAUGCUUUGAUUAAUAUGUAUGGGAAAUGCAAGUUCUGUGAAGGUGCUCAAUCUGUUUUUGAUGGGUUGCCAUUCAAGGAUGUUAUUUCUUGGACCUCAUUGUUAUCAAGCUAUGUAAAUUCUGGGUUUUUUAGGGAGGGUUUGGUGACAUUUCGUGAAAUGGGGUUGAAUGGAUUGAGGCCGAAUGCUGUGACCGUGUCUUCGAUUCUUCCUGCUUGUUCUGAAUUGAAGUGGUUCAAUUCAGGUAGACAGAUUCAUGGGUAUGUUGUGAAAGAUGGGGUUGGAGAAAAUGCAUUUGUUACUAGUGCACUUGUUGACAUGUAUGCAAGCUGCUCGUGUUUGAAAGAGGCACAGUUGGUAUUUGAUCAUAUGCUUGUACGUGACAUCGUCUCUUGGAAUGUUAUCCUAUCAGCUUAUUUCUUGAAUGGGGAGUCCGAAAUGGCUCUUAGCCUAUUUGAUGAAAUGAGAACACAAGAAGUGACAUUGAACUAUGAUUCAUGGAAUACCGCGAUUGGUGGGUGUGUUCAAAAUGGAGAGAACACACAAGCUCUUGAAUUGCUUAUCCAAAUGCAAAUUAAAGGGCUUAAACCGAAUCACAUUACCAUAACUAGCGUUUUACCUGCAUGCUCGAAUUUAGAGAGUUUAAGGAAAGGAAAAGAGAUUCAUGCAUACAUAUUCAGGAAUAAGACUUUUUCUGACAUGACAACUACAACAGCCUUGGUGUAUAUGUAUGCUAAAUGUGGUGAGCUUGAGAUUUCGAGUCAAAUAUUCAAUAUGAUGCCUAGAAAAGAUGCUAUAGCUUGGAAUACCAUGAUUAUUUCAAACUCCAUGCAUGGGAAAGGGGAUGAAGCUUUGUUGCUCUUCAAGAAUAUGAUAAUUUCUGGUGUUAAACCAAAUUCUGUUACCUUUACAGGAGUUCUUUCUGGUUGUAGUCACUCAAGGCUUGUUGAUGAAGGUAUUCAAGUUUUUCAUUCGAUGAGAGAUUACUUCAUUGAACCCGAUGCAGAUCAUUAUUCUAGUUUAGUUGAUUUACUUAGUCGUGCUGGUCAACUCGAAGAGGCUUAUGAACAUAUUCAGAAAAUGCCCAUGAAAGCUACUGCUGGUGCAUGGGGUGCUUUACUUGGUGGUUGUAGAGUGUAUAAGAAUGUUGAUUUGGCACGAAUUGCUGCAAAGAAUCUGUUUGAGAUUGAACCUGAUAAUCCUGGAAACUAUGUUUUAUUGUCUAACAUAUUUGUUGCUGGUAAACUGUGGGGGGAAGCUUCUAAAUAUAGGAAGAUAAUGGAAGAAAAGGGGAUGUCAAAACCACCCGGUUGUAGUUGGAUUCAGGUCAAGAACAAAGUUUACACAUUUGCAGUUGGUGAUAAGAGUAAUGAACAGAGUGAUGAGAUAACCAAAUUCUUAAAUGAUAUCAGAUAUAAGGUAAGAUUGGCCGGGUAUUUUCCAAAUACUGAUUUUGUUCUGCAAGAUCUGGAUCAAGAAGAGAAAGAGGAAGUCUUGUGCAAUCAUAGCGAGAAGCUAGCAGUUGCUUUUGGGUUACUGAACUUGAACGGGGAAUCUUCAAUUCGCGUGUUCAAGAAUUUGAGAAUAUGUGGCGACUGUCAUAAUUUCAUUAAAUUCACAGCCAAGGUUGUUGGCAUACAGAUAAUUGUUAGAGAUUCCUUGAGAUUUCACCAUUUCAAGGAAGGUUUAUGUUCUUGUCGAGACUUUUGGUGAGCAAAGAAAAGUAUUUGGUGUAUGAAAUGAGGAUGCAAUCUAUCUGUGGUGGUACCAUGUUAGUCAUGCAGUUUGAUACACAGUUAUAAUGCUGUCUAGCGUCUGGGAAACUUGAUUCCUGUUGCUGAUAAGCAUUGCAGGCACAACUGAUGAAAUGAAAAUGCUGCUCAAAAUGGACAGAUAUUACAGGGGAGAAAGAGAUUCAAUCAAGUUCGAGGAUUU